UGAUGCUUGAGACGUCGAUCGUGCCGCAGAAGAAGCUGUCGGUGCGCGCGGACCUGCGGUUCGGCGAGUUCGUGUUCCUGGUGCGCAAGCGACAGCUGCCGAAGGUCCCUGCGUCGACGGCCCUUUGGUGUAUGGUCGGCGUGGAACAUGAACUGCCACAUGUUGCGAUGACGAUGGCGCAGAUUCAUGCGAGACAUGCGGACUUUGAUGGGUGGUUGUAUGUCGUUGUGAGGGAGGAGACGACGUUCGGGAUGGCGUCGGGGGAUGAGGGCGGUGACUAACUGGUGCUAAUCCUACCUGAAGCUGCCACUCACCCAUGAGCCAUCAAUGAAUAAUGCACCGUCGUCCAUGGAACACUGCGUUCAUAGCUCUUUUUUUUACCACUUCUGCUAUC
This is a messenger RNA of Tricharina praecox, 394 nucleotides long. RefSeq lists its product as uncharacterized. NCBI's taxonomy places the organism in Eukaryota, Fungi, Ascomycota, Pezizomycetes, Pezizales, Pyronemataceae. The annotation marks the transcript as partial. The transcript has 2 exons. The record is from RefSeq and is a predicted model, not a curated record.